Molecule: messenger RNA, 2595 nt
Organism: Cottoperca gobio
Lineage: Eukaryota; Metazoa; Chordata; Actinopteri; Perciformes; Bovichtidae
Product: protein phosphatase 1, regulatory subunit 15B
Exons: 3
Coding region: 243-1925 (560 amino acids)
Biological process (GO): response to endoplasmic reticulum stress
Cellular component (GO): endoplasmic reticulum; protein phosphatase type 1 complex
Molecular function (GO): protein phosphatase regulator activity
Source: RefSeq, a predicted model, not a curated record
CAAUCUCGAGACAUUCACCUCUACUACAACAACGAAGACAACAUACAACAUGGAGAAAAUACAUGAGACUAUUUGACGAAGGAAAUCAAAAAAUGGCACAUACUUGCCGGAAAAUGAAGCGACAGUACAUCGACGCAUAUCGGUCACUAACGAAUACGCGAAAUCUGUUGGUUUUCGACGAGGAAUACCAGAAUACGUGAGGAUUUUUGUCAAUAUAAAACCGUCAUAAUCCAAGAAGUAAAAUGGCUACGGCUGUUGGUUCCGAGAAGGGUUCUGAACGGACUGCGAUGGAGAGGUUCGGUAGCGGAGGGAUGGCGCUUCUGCCUUGGACUAAACAGAUGCUCACCGUGCUGUGGGAGCAGCUUCGACUGCUGGUUCAGGUCAUAUACUACACCUUCAUGUCAGUUUUCCAGAUGUUCAGGUUUGAGCUUCACGUGAGAAUCACAGACGAGACAGGUCAACACAUCCAGCACAUGACCACGGCAGCAAACCCAACCGAGUCCUUCCUGUUCUCCUCGUUGUUUGACGGAGACAACGGAGUGAUGGUUGGAGGUUCAAAUCCCCUUUCUAACUUCUGUGCUGACGUGGGCGACUCCUUCGCUGGGAAAUCCACCGCCGAGGCCCUGCUGUCCACUCUGCGUGCCGACGACCUGUGCUGCGGACUGGUGGAUGAUUUUGUGUCCGGCAAAGAAGACGCCAUCUUUCUGGGACACCAAUCCAGCUGGAAAAUGGGCUUCCCUGGCGACUGGAACAUCUUUGUAUCAAGCAGCGACAGCUCUAGUUCAAACGACGCCUGCCAUAAAAGUAGUGACAAAGUCUUCCAACAGGACGCUUCAGAAGAGGAGAGGAGUUUUCACUGGAGUAGCGAAGAAGACCAGAACGUAGUCGAAUUUGAAAGUGAGGAAAGUAAGGCGCUUUGGGAGUCUCUGUCAAAAUCUAGUGAUCCUUACAACCCCUUCUUUUUCUCUGCGUGCAUUUCAACAAACACAAAUAUGGGGAGAAGUAAAGGCAAAGCGACGGACAGCGAUACUGACCUCAUGUCAGUUAGCAAGUCCAGCGAGGAGAUGUUGGGGCCUCAAGGCCUCAACAUCUGGGUCAGCCGUUCUGACAGCGAGAGCAGUUGGAGCAGCUGGGCCAGUUCUGAAGGUUCGGGCCCCGACAUUGACGAGGAGAGCGAGAGGCUCCUGGAGUUCUUCAGCAGUCCCGCCGACCCCUACAAUCCCAUGUGCUUCACUGCGUCCAAAUUCAGCAGCACAUCAUCUCAAACCAAGACCGUCUCUAAACAACAGACCUCACUUCCUGCACCCCCUUUCAAGUCGGACACGGAGGAGAAGGAAAGCAGCUUUCCUCCUUCAUCCGAGGAUGAUGAAGAGCAGCUGUGGAAAUCUCUUUCCCAAAAGGAUGACCCGUACCAUCCUCUGAACUUUCAUGCCUGCCUCCAGAGCUCCCCAACAACAACACAGAAGUUUGGAGAAGAUUCAGAUCCCGUUGAUGUUCACCACUCAAAAGAUCCAUCCACGAAGGCAAAGAAAUGUAAACAAGAAGCAAAAACACUCCAAAAACCCAGACCCACCAAACCCUCCCUGCCAGAGAGACAGUUUAAGCAUCACUCCCACCCAGACACAACCCUGGUGCCCUGGACGAGACCUGUACAAACACCUUCGAUGUUACCAGAGGAGAAGAAGGAAAGCACGGCCAGCACCACCCAGAAAAAGGUGCGAUUUUCUCCUCUGGUCCAAGUCCAUGUCAUGAGAACCUGGCCGUUUGCUCGCCAGGCGUCUCGUAAAGGACACUGGGAAGAAAUGGUGCGAGACCGGGACCGCUUCCGGAGGCGGGUCCAGGAAACGGAACAGGCCAUCGCAUACUGCUUCACCCAGCAGCACAGAGAGGGGGUCCGGGCGUAUCGGGACGGUGCCUUGAAAUAAAUAAGUCCUGAACACUGAAUGUUUUAUUUGCUUUUCGGAUGAGAACUUGUGAUUGGUUGCAAUGCAACAGUGAUUUUGAUUUAGAAAUUUGAUGUUAGGCCAACUUAAAUGUUCGGUGUCAAGUUGAACAACCUUGUACCUCAUAAGGUUUUAUACAUUUGGUGGCUGUUGCACUGACUGACACUUUCUCAUAUUAAGCUCAGCAUUGACGUGUGGAAUGUUGUUUUUGUAUGCCUUAUAUACUGACCUAGUAAUGUAACUUAUUUAUGCCCUAUGGAGCUUGUUAUUUAUUUUUUACAGUUGGUUUUAACUGUGUUUUUAUAUGUGUGAACAAACUGCAGUGGUGAAUCUAGACGUUAAAAGUAGACGAUGGUAUCGUACGAGUGUUGCGGUACAAAGUGUUUUGUUUAAGCAUGAUGUAUAGAUAUCAAGUUCUGGUGCGAUUCUUGUCUUAUUGUUGCGUUAUCUUUUAGCGCUUUGUGUUUCCUUGUUUGAUGGCGCAUCAUAGCCUUUUAGUGUGUGUGGAGAUGGAAUUGUUUAUUAUUAUAUUCACAGGAAAGAUUCAAACACUUUGUCCUAUGUGACGCACUCAGAUUGUCAUGGUAACAUCAUGUAGUCAGAAAUGUGUCAAAGAAAGUCUGUGGCAAAAUAAAUACAAUUUGUUACCCUA